AUGUCGAUACAAUUAAUCACUUCUGAGGAGCUAAAGGUUUUUCUAGAUGAUGUGCGAAAGAAUAUUGAUUCUGAUGACAGCACUGAUUUCAAAAGGUUAAUUCUAUAUUUAUUCAGUUUUACCAACCACAAAUUGAAAAAUAAUGAUUAUGAGUAUUUAGAUGAUCUUUUUGAGGUAAUAGAGCUAGUUGUGGAUAGGAAAAAGUUUUUGUUGAAUAGCAUGAUUAACAAGGAAGAUGUGAAGAACGUUCAUGUUCCACCCAAUUUGGGGAGCGAAGAAAUGAUGCUCUAUGAGUGGUUUUUUUCGCUCUUUUUGGAGCAUCUUUCAAACCCUUCACUCAACAACUCGGUUCUCAAUGAUUUAAAAUGCUUCAUUAUAAAUGUCAUAAAGCUUGUUACAUCAAAAUUAAAUGAAAUGAGAUAUAUCAAUAUUAUUCGACAAAGUUUGUUAGAAUUCUCUGAUAACAAUUUAAAGUAUCUAUUUGAUAACUUAGGACGUUCAAAUAAGAAAUCUUCGAGCAAAUUGUUUGCUAAUGUGCAUUUGUACUCGAUUUUGAAUGACUACGACUUAUCGCUCAAGUUGCAUUUAUUUGGCUAUCAAGUAAAAAUCGAAAGUUACGCAAGAAAGUUGUGGUUUUUGUUGAAUGAUCCAUUAUCUGAAAUGGAUCUCACAAUAGCUAGCAAUCUCAAAUCUAUUUUGAUUUUGAGUUCAACCAACUAUGUGUGUGUAAAUUAUACAGCAAGUUGGACUCAGAUUGCGUUGAUUUUGGAUUGGCUAAAUGAUCAUAUAAAAACUUGGAAUAUCAAAAAUAACAGCGUUAAUUUAAUAAAUUGUAUUUGUCAUUCUUUACUCAGUUUAUUAAAGCUUUGUCUAAAGAGGGAAACGUUGGAUAACUUUAUCAAUGGCAUAAAAUUCUCUCAAUUAUUUGGUAUUUCAUCAAGAUUUUUGCCCCAUAACAUACUCAAAACAAUGCAUUUGAUCAACUAUACGUAUCAAUUGAGUUUGAAAAUAAAAGUGGAGAUCGGGAACCUUCAAUCGUCAAACUUGAACCCCUUAAUAGUUACUCCGUUUGAGGAUUCAGAUCUUGAAUUCUUAAGGUUAGAACUCCUUGACAUACUUCAUAAAAGCGAAAUUGAUCAAGUUUCGAGUCUUUUGGAAUUCAUUAAUAGUGAAAAAUCGUCACCUCGAAAUGCGGGUCUGAAUUUUGAUUUUUCUGGUUGGCUCUCUAACGUUGAAAAGAUCACAGAAAAGGAUGCGAAAGGGCAGGUACUAUUAAAGAGAUGUUCUCUAUAUACUUUGAUAUCUUCUUUGGGUACCUUUCCAUGCCUAUUGAAUAAAGAUUUUGAUUUGGAGACUGGAGAGUGCUUACGAUGUGGUAAUUGUCCUAUGGCUAAAAAUUUCUAUGAAAGUAUCGCAUCCGAUAGAAAACUGGUUUUGGAUUCUCACUUAACGUCAUGCUACUAUAAAGAAAUCAUAUGCAACUUUUUUUUAGGCGUAAGGCAAGAAGCUAUCACGAAUGAUCCGAUUCUCUGCUGUAACUUGUUAUUGUCCAUUUUUAAGUUAUUUGCAAGUUAUAGUCCGCCGAUGAGAACUCUAGAAAGUGAGCCGAUAUUUUUGUUUAUUUUUGAUCAGUUAGCAAACAACAAAAAUAGAGACGUGAGACUACUAUGCUCCAGAAUUUUGCCUUUAUAUUUAAUACAAAGUGAUGAUAAACUAAGAGAGAAUAAUUUCAAAUUUAUUUUUCAGAACAUCAAUUGUAUUGAUUUUUCUACUGAAAAUAGGAAGCAGUUUGCAGAGUCGACAAUAAAGUGUUUAGUGGAAAUUUCAAUCAUUGCAAAUGGAGAAUGGUUAUGUGUUUUGAUAAUUAAAUUAGCGGAUUUAUUUGGUGAAAGUAAUGAUCAGCAUGUUAAUUACGUAUUCAAUGCAUUUUUACACAUUGCAGCGGCAAAAUCAUUAACCCCAUACAAGUUACUUUCUCCUUAUUUACCCAGUAUUGCCGAAAGAAUUAUAAAAAAACCUAGGAUGCUCAGUAAGAUUACAGAACUAUUGGGUGUCACUAAAAAGUAUUUUCUUUAUAGAACCAGAGAGUAUACGACGCCCAGGUUUCUCGAAUACUACAAACAUGACUUCAUACAAGAAAUUGCUGAUUCGUUCAAUGUUUCCAAGUGGAAGUUGAUAGCCAAAAGUUUGCCACGUAUAGUUGCCACAUAUUUGGUAAAAGAUGAUCAGAUUAGGGAAGAUUAUAUAUUGAAUGUUCUAGGUAAUGCCAGCCCGGAAUUCAAAUCAGUGACUAUGAAUGAUAUUAUUUCAAGUGUAGGUGAGAUCACAUGGUUCAUUAUCUUACAGAUUCAAGUCAAUGAAAACGGUCUUAUUUUAAAUGAAGCUAGAAUCAUGAACGCAUUAGCGUAUGUCGCGAAAAUAAACAUGAAGCAGCAAGAGGCUGGAAAACUGAGAAUGUCAAGGGACGACUAUGUCAAAUAUUUACUUGAGGAGCAUGUUUUGGAAUUAGUCCAGAGAUUUAGUGAGAAUGUUCAUCACAUAAAGGGAACCAGACCAUACUUGGAAAAAGUGAGUUCAUUGAGAGCUAUAACGUUUUUAAUAGAAAAGCAUAUUAAAGCAGUUACCACCGCAUUGGGACAAAUAUCUACAUGUUUGCAAGCAUCCCUUGUGAACCCAGAAUUUGAGUUAUUAGCGAUAAAGUGCUGGAACUCGUUAAUUCAAAAUCUCCCAUCUGAACAUUUAAUAUCAUUAUUAGACAUAAUUGUCUCCAUGAUAUUUCAAAGAUUUAAAUAUUUCGAAAACAGAACGAAAGAGAUUGCAAUUGAAAUAUUGAGGAAGAUUUUCAAUGAGAUAAAUGGAAGAUAUAACACAUAUUCGUUGUAUUAUCUAUCGAUCCCUUUCAUAGAUCAAAUUCAAGAUUACAAACCUAUUAACACUUUCAAGUUAAUGAAACCCAUUUCAAAAUCCAAGUACUUUCAGGAAUAUACCAGAAGAUUAAAUACGAAUAACAGAUACGUUGUACAACAGGCGCUUGAUGAUUUGCACCACUUCACUACUCUCUAUCAAUUGAACUGCCAAAAAGAUUUUUUCAAAGAUGCACUCAUCUCUGAUCACAUUAGUGAAUUAAUUCGGGCUCUUUUGGAAACUUCAUCCAAGUUUAAGAAUAGCAACCGGAAAAUUGCAACGAGCUCUGCUAAAGUUUUAUCAAUCCUUGGAUCUCUAGAUUCAAAUAAGUUCAAUUUCAAGACUAUGAAAAAGAGAAUAAUUAUAAUUCACGAUUUUUACGAUCGUAAAGAAAAUGCAGAAUUUUUGAUAGAUUUCAUAGAGACUAAAAUUUUGAAUAUCUUUUGGGCAUCCAAUGACCCUGUUAAGCAAUUAUUUUCGGCUUACGCAAUGCAAACCUUUUUGCAAGUUUUGGGUCUUGAUUCUAAGGUGAGUGAGGAGCACAGCGAAAAUUUUGCGAGAGAAACAUGGAGUAAGUUCAGUGAUAUUGCAAAAUCCACCUUGACACCUUUAUUAUCAUCCAAAUACGUGUCCCCACUUUCAAGGUACGAACCCAUGGAAUUUCCUUUUUAUAAAGUUACCAUGAAAUAUGAGAGAUGGCUAACUUAUUUUACUUCGAACUUGCUUAAGAGACCUUUGGCAAGCGUAGUGAAUAACAAAAGCGAAGAUAACACGAAGGAGGUUAUUUUACGCACAUGCGCGAUGUUGAUACGAGAUCAAGAUAUCACUCUUUGCCAAUAUCUUUUAAAAUACAUUUGUUUGAGUCACAUUAGUAAUGGAAGUGAGGAUGUCUGCAAUGAUAUCAAGAAGGAGUUUUUGACGAUUUUGCAUAUUCGUGCUUCCAAGUCUUUGCCAGACAGGGUAGAACUGUUAAAGGCAUGUUAUCAAUCUAUUUUUGAAGUUCUUGACUAUAUUAACGAGUGGAUUUCAGCUGCAAAUCAAUAUUUAAAUGAUCAUCAUAUGUCAAAAUCCGAUAAUCUUAAAGUCAGAAAGAAUAUUGAUUUUUGCAAUAACUUUUUGCAAAGUAUCCCUAUGGAUCUAAUUGCGAUCAAAUCGGCUGAAUGUGACUCAUACGAGAGGACUAUUUUCUAUUUGGAAAAGUGCUUCAGAGAUGGUAGAGCGGACGAAUUUCAUAACAUUGAUAAUAUCAACGUUAUCACCACAUUGCAGUCGAUGUAUUCAAAUAUAAAUGAUUUCGAUGCACUCAAUGGUAUUUUAAAGAGUUUCUCUACCAACAAUUUAACGGAAAAGUUGGUAACUUUCCAGUAUAACGAAAAUUGGUCCUUGGCACAGGAAUCUUUUCAAGUUCUAGGCGAAUCAGGUAGCGAGAAAGACAAAAUAAACUUUAAUACUAAAUAUUUGAAGUCAUUGAGCGAUUGUGGUCUCUAUAAUGAGGUUCUUUCGACUUUGACUUCGAAAGUCGAUUUUGAUGAUAUAGAGUCAAUUCCACUAGAGUGGUCAAUAGUUGGUUUACUGGCAUCUAUUGUUUCUGCAGACUUAUCUCAAAUGAAGAAAUGGUUGUUUGUUAUUGAUUCAAUUGGCCAGCCACUGGAUGUGGAGACUUCAAUAAAUUAUGAAUUAGCUGUUGGGCUCAAACAUGCCUUUUCAAACGACGGUGAUGGAUUCAAUCAUUGCGUACAAAAGAUUUAUGACAUCAUUGGAGCUGCGUUGGUACCGCCCAUAUCUUCGAGCUUUUCGAGAAAUACAUUCUUGAUGAAUCAAUUGCAUGCUCUCUAUGAUUUAAAUUUGAUACUUCAGCCAUAUUUUGAUAAAAACGAAGUCGCAAAGAGGAAGAAUGAGGCUAUUUUAGCUGCGAGGAUUGGCAAUAUUGAUCAAAGUUUUUAUACUCAAUGGAACGUAUUGGCAAUGCAUAGGGUAGCAAAUACAAUAAUAAUGAAUGAAAGAAAGAUAGCUGAUAUCUUGUUGCAUAGCUCAUCAAUAGCGAGAGAAAAUAACAGAUUGGACAUUUCUACUCGCUCUAUAAUGAAGGCAAUGUCUCUUGAUGACCAAGAAGCAAAUAUAGAAUAUACCGAGCUUUUGUGGGCUCAAGGAAAACAAACUGAAGCAAUCAAAUCUCUUUCAGAGAUUUUAAACGAUGAUGAUUUCAAGGAUAAUAGACAAAAAUCUAAAGUACAAUUACAAUACGCAGUUUGGUUGGAUGAAUCAAACCAUAGCUCCUCAUCAACUAUUAUAAGUGAAUAUUCUAAGGCGUUUAAGAUUGAAAGCUCAUGGGAGAAGCCCUAUUAUGACCUAGGCAAGUUUUACAAUAAAGUUAUGGAAUCAAAGCAUGAUAAUUCAGGCUACUAUGAGCACCAAAUUAUCAGGCACUUUUUAAAAGCCUUGGCACUCGGCAACUCUUUCAUAUUUGAAGCUCUUCCAAAGCUCAUUACUAUAUGGCUCGAUUUUGCUCAGAAAAAGGGCCACACAAAGGAAGCAGAGAGAAGAUUGAAUCAAAUUAUUAUUGAUGUGGAAAAAUACGUUGACAAUAUACAAGUUUAUGUUUGGUACACGUCAAUAACACAAAUACUAUCUAGGAUUGUACAUUCACAUGAGCCUUCUGCGAGGCUUCUAAGUUUGGUAAUUUCAAAAAUCAUAAAAUCAUAUCCUAAGCACAGUUUGUGGUAUGUGCUCUCACAUUUGAAUUCUAAUGAUAAUCUUAGAAGAGAGAGGGCUAAGAGUAUUCUAAAAACUUUGCUGACAAGUGAUUCUCAAUUCAAUUCAAAAUUUUCAAAUGCUUCGGACUUAUUCCAAAACUUUAUAAAAAUAGCAAAUUUUAAAAUUCAAAAAAAAUCUGUCCGAAGGAUGUCAUUAGUGGGUGACUUUGGGUUGUCUCUCCUUACAAACCCUUAUGAUUCACUAGUUAUUCCAGUUCGCUCAAAUUUAGAAAUAAGAUUGCCUGCCUCAACAACAUCUAAAUUUUCAGCAUUUCCUAAAUCCGCUUCCAUUACAUUUGAUGGCUUUGAUGAUAAUGUCAAUAUAUUUCAUUCCCUACAAAUGCCUAGACAAGUGACCAUUCGUGGCUCAGAUUUGCGACCUUAUAGACUAAUGAUCAAAAAAGAUGAUACCAGGAAAGAUGCCAAAGUGGUUGAGUUCACCACGAUGAUAAAUAGAUUGCUCACAGCUAGCAAUGAGGCAAGAAAAAGGAACUUAUUCAUCGCAAAUUAUUCAGUAAUCCCUUUGGCAGAAAAUAUGGGUGUUAUUGAAUUCGUUCCAGAUGUUGCAACUAUGAAAAGUGUAGUUGGAGAACAAAGAAAGGCAAUGGGAAAGGUGGUAAAUGAACGAAAGUUAUUUAUCAAACUUGACGAAGCUCAAAAAACUCUUAAAAAUAAAAAAGGAUCCUCGAACCAUGAUUUUAUGAAAGAUUUAGUUGAACUAUUCUCAAAUGUUUGUCGUAAUAAUCCUCCUGUGUUACACAGUUGGUAUAUUAAGCAGUUUCCUGAUCCCACAGUUUGGUAUCUUGCGCGUAAUUCAUUUACCAGAUCCUCAGCUGUGAUGUCAAUAGUCGGAUAUAUAGUUGGGUUAGGUGACCGACAUUGUGAAAAUAUUUUGUUUCUAAAGAAGAAUGGCUUAGUUUUGCAUAUAGAUUUCGAUUGUCUCUUCGAAAAGGGAAGGACCCUACCAACUCCUGAAAUUGUUCCAUUUAGAUUGACCCAAAACAUGGUGGACGCAAUGGGAAUAACGGGUAUCGAAGGAACAUUUAGGAUCAGCUGUGAGGUAACCGGACAAUUGCUAAGAGAUAAUGAAGCGCCAUUGAUGAACAUUUUAGAAACUCUAUUAUACGAUCCCUUAUUGGAUUGGAAAACACAUCAAAACCCACAAGAGCAUUUGAGAAAGGUUCGUAGAAAAAUCCGUGGUUUGAUAAGUGAAAAAGAGGAGCUACCGAUGAAUAUUAACGGGCAAGUUGACAUAUUAAUACAAGAAGCGGCUUCCGUGGAAAAUUUAUGCCAAAUGUAUGGUGGAUGGGCCCCAUAUAUUUGA
Molecule: messenger RNA, 6981 nt
Organism: Priceomyces carsonii
Lineage: Eukaryota; Fungi; Ascomycota; Pichiomycetes; Serinales; Debaryomycetaceae
Gene: MEC1
Product: protein kinase
Exons: 1
Coding region: 1-6981 (2326 amino acids)
Biological process (GO): telomere maintenance; protein phosphorylation; DNA damage checkpoint signaling
Cellular component (GO): nucleus
Molecular function (GO): protein binding; protein serine/threonine kinase activity
Source: RefSeq, a predicted model, not a curated record